AAUAAAGCAAAAUAUAAACAAUAUCCUGCCAAAAACCGAUUAAUAAAUGAAGAGUACAACGUAAAUCACAGCACAGGUUGUUGUAGACAAAUAUGAAAUAUAAAUAACAUUGAUGCUACUUGAACCUAUGGCUAGAAUUGUCGUCUUCAGACAUAAGCAAAUUGGAAUAAUGUUUUCUUACAUAUCUAUAAGGUUUUCUAGUAAAAUACACAAAAUGAAAUGCUGGCUGAUGCGCUGAAACGCUCGCGUCUUUUUUCAUCACAUGCAUACAAAAUUUAGCCAUAGCAAAAGCUCUUCAUUACAAAAUGGCUUGCAUCUUCUAUUUAUAUUCUUAACAAAAUGUCGUUUAGUUUUUAUAUCUGAAGUCGAUCAUUUGUUUUCACUCUUAAAAUGUGUCAUCAUUUGUCGAUUCUUACUGGCACAUCUGAGAUCAAGCUAAGGUUUCUUGGUUUCCAAGCACAAUAGUUCUGUGAGAUGAAGAAUUUUGAACAAGGUAGCGUAUGACGUUUUCAAACAUGCAAAAGAAAGAAAAAGACAGAGAAACUGGACUUGGAUAAGGACCAGAGCAGGGGAACUCUAUGUAACUCAACUAAUGGAAAAGCAAUUAUCCACUUUCACUACUGGCUGAUUAGUCUUAUUGAGAUAUUAACUGAAAUUAUUUCAAAAAGAAUUUUGAUCUAAAUAACAGCUACACGAAUUACUUUGACAAGAAUAAUCUUCAAGAGCAUGCAUUUUGUGAUCUGUUAGAGAUCAUUACAAAUUCUAUUCUCUAAAAUCCCUUCCGUGCAUCAAAACCACAAAAAGCAUAAAUCAAGGAGAAUAAUUGGCAAAAAUCAAAGAAAUAGCUUGUGAUUAACGGAUUUGUUUGUAUUUUUGAUAAAAAGACCGACCUAUACCUAAUCAAGUGAAGGUGUAGUCUAUUAAAAUCUGAAUAACAUCUGCAAAAUGCUCAAUAUUUGACAAAUGGCAAGGCAAAGACACAAGCAAAUGUUUGCUAGCUAUUAGAUUUAGCUGUGGCGUUAGGAGCGCGUUGUGACUUUUUAUCAAUGACGCUCGUCAGUGACGUUCGCCAGUAGUGCUUGUAGCGUAUAAAACUGUUGUGCUGUGGACCAGCGGUGAUCUAUUGUUUUGAUCCGAGAAACAGGACAACCAAUUAGCAGUGAAGAAUCGCGAUUGCAAAAGAAUAGCUUAAUGCUUUGUAGGAUUCCAUUGAUUAAAGGCAAAUAACGAGGCAAGAACAGCGCUUUUGACCUUGACAACUAGCUUGUUGACAGCUGGGCUGUCUGGCGAGAAACGGUUUUUGGCAAGAGGAUCUCGUGGCAGAUGCACAGCUUUCUGUAGAAGGAAGGAAGCACAAUUCAAAGUGGAUGCAUUGAAAACAGAAAGCCUGUGUCAUCUGGAUUUAGAUUGCUUUCUGGUGGAAGAACAAAACAGUUAGUCAAACGAACGGAGCUGAGAAGUCUAAAAAAGGAUUGAAGACCUUUAGUAGCUUGAACUGGAGAGUCAAAAUUGCCUGAAUAUAUCAAUGAUUGAGUAAAAGACUUAUAUUGAAGCAUUGAUUUGUCUGCAAGUAAAGAGAAGUGAUAUAAGAGAUGAGCCACGAAGCCAACAGUGGCUUUAUCAAAUACCGAAACUAUAGUAUUUUGCUUUAUUUGAAGAAUGAAUACUUAGGAAACCAAUAGAAAGUUUACUGUGCAUGAUGAAUGCAAGUGCACAAGAGUUUUGCGUUUUUCUAGAGGUGCUGCGGAUUUCGAGUCCUACAAGGGCAAUAACUGCCUCCGCUAUUGCGACGUCCAUAUUCAAUGCCCUUACGGCGUCAGUGGCAAUUGUAGGGAACAUGUUAAUGCUUUAUGUAUUCUGGAAUUUCAAACGACUACAGACGCCCUCUAAUCUGCUACUAGCCAGUCUAUGCGUGACUGAUUUCAUAACUGGCGCAAUUGUUCAACCGUUAACAAUCACAAGGAGAUUGCUUGAGGCCAACGGGGCGCAUAACUGCCAAAUACGUGCGGUUUGUGCCUACAACGCGUUCCUCUGCAUCGGAGUUUCGAUACAAAGUAUAGCUGUGGUGAGUAUCGACAGGUGCGUUGCAAUAAAAAUGCCAUUCCGCUACGCUAAUAUCGCAAGCGUGACGCGGUACUUUUGGAUUGUUAUUGUUUAUUGGAUACUUUGGGCGGUGUUCAUUUCAAUGCCGUUUACUAACAUUCUUGAUGCCUCGCAGUUCUUCAUUGGCAUUGCAGUGCUUAUCUGCAUCGACAUAGCAGUCGUUCUUCUCUGCUACGGCCAGAUCUUUGCGGUUGUGUUGAGCCACCGUAAACGUAUUCACCAACAGACGCCACGGCAGAAUCAUUUAGGAAAGGGCGUUGACAACAGAGAAAACAACACAAAUACCAUUGCCAUUGUCAUCCUUGUAAUGCUAAUAUGCUAUUUACCGUUGCUGCCGCUAUUAGCGUUUCGCGGAAUAGCUGGGGAUAAAGUCAACGUCGUUUAUGUUCUAGAUGCAUGGGCAGAUGUGUUCGUAUAUGCUUGCAGCUCUGUGAACCCCCUGAUUUACUGGUAUAGAAGCAAGGAGAUCAAAAAUGCUGUACACACUGUUUUGAAGAGAUGGAAACUGCUUAAAUCGUCAAAUCACUCCGAAACAUCAAGAAGAACAAGACGCGAAGAAAUUCCAUUCUCGAUUUCGUACAAAAAGAGCGACCAGCGACAUGUGUGCGAACAUGGAAAUGGAAGAAUUUGAAAGAAUCACCCACUGCAAAUGAGAGGUUGAUAGGAUAUAAGGGAAAUUUUGACAAAAGCUUGAUAGAUAAAUUCAUACAAGGAACGGGAAGAUAUUUUCACCCGUGAUUUAGAAGAAACUGGCUCUUUAAUGCGAAAGUUGCUGAUCUUAAAGUCUUUUUGAGUCUGAAAGUAUCAAUUACUCAGGUCUUUUGUUAAAAAAGUGACUCGGAAUAAUAACGUCAGCCAACUUCUAAGAACUGGCACACACCUGUCUUCGGAGCAAAUGGAAGUAUUGUGCGGGUGUUGUUGGAUUGGCAAUUGCGUAAUUGAUGUUGUCACUGUCAACUGCGUCUUCUUUACUGUCGGACAGCUAGAAAGAAAAAAACACAAUGAUGAUGCACGGAUCAAAUGUUUUUCGAUAACAUGAACGAAUAUGUGGCGUUUACAUUUCAUUGUAGCAGUUUUUUGAUGCUUGGUAUCAUAACUAGGUUUAGGCUAAAAAACAUUAAGUUGCAUAAAAUCUUGGUAAAUGAAUACAAAAAAAUCAAUAGAACUAUGUUUAAUGAAAAUUAAGAAUUAUUGAAAAGCUAAAAAAGAUAAUAAACAAUAAGAAUAAAUAAUACGAUAGGGACUUCCUGCUACUUUUCAAAAUUAAUAAGAAAAAUAUAAAAGUUCGCUGCUUUAUAAUAAUUUAAAUUUGAUUUAUUCGUGCUGAUGGGGCCAUAUAUCUAUUGAUCUACAAUCUUACACAAAAAUUGUGAUUCUUCUUGGCCCUCCCAAACCAAAAUAUUACCAACAUUUGUCAACGUUUAAAAGCAAGAGAAAUUCAUGGAAAUAUAUCGAAAUGAUUAGCUGCCUUUUUAAGUAGUUUUGAUUAAAAAUUCUUUUCUCAUCCUCCCCCUUCCAUCCACCCCCUUCCAUCUCCUCCCUUUUACCGUCCCCCUUCCAUUCUCCCUCUACCGCCAUUCCCCCCAAUCCUUUCACAUCCCCCCAAUCCAUGUAUUUAGUAAAGACCAUAAUUAAAGAAUCGCUUUACAGCUAAUUCAGCAAUGAAUAACCAGAUUGCGAUCGAAGAAAGACGGUCAAACUCAACUGAUUGUGUGAUAUAAUUGUAACAUAUACUAAGACGUUGAAACAUUCCUUACUUGAAGAAAUCUUUCUAAACGACACGACGAGUGCUCAGGUCCUGCACCAUCGUAACCAUGAGGGAGGAGCAUUACCAUUCCACUUUGUAAA
This is a messenger RNA of Rhopilema esculentum, 3951 nucleotides long. The record is from RefSeq and is a predicted model, not a curated record. NCBI's taxonomy places the organism in Eukaryota, Metazoa, Cnidaria, Scyphozoa, Rhizostomeae, Rhizostomatidae.